CUGCCGAAUCAAACGAAAAAUGUAAAAUUGAAUAAAUUAUACUCUUUCAAGUCUACCACAAUAAUUCGCUAUAUUAAUGUUUUUAAAUGUAGGGGUGGGACUAACACUUAAUUGCGUCUGCUGACCGCGCGUCAACCCGAAUUAAUUUGGUACGUGAUCAAGCAGUAAAUUAAUCAGGAUGCCAUCUACACAUCUAAACUUGCGCGAAGAUGAUGUGGUUCGCUUAGCUCUGGAAUUUCUCCACAAUCGCGACUUACAUAUCACCCAGCUGUCGCUAGAGCGUGAAACCGGCGUUAUCAACGGAAAUUACGCUGAUGACGUUCUGUUUCUGCGCCAACUCAUCUUGGAUGGCCAGUGGGACGAUGUUUUAGAGUUCAUUCAACCCCUUAGUGCGCUCAAAGCUUUCGAAAGCGAUAAAUUCAACUACGCAAUUCUCCGACACAAAUAUAUAGAGUUACUGUGCAUCAGGUCUGAAAUAAAAGCUUAUAAUAAUGUCGAAAAUAUUGUAGAUGAAGUUGUUAAAGUUUUGAGCGAAUUGGAGAAAUUGGCACCUUCGAAAGAAGAAUACUCAAAUUUAUGCUUACUGUUGACUUUGCCCAGCAUCACUGAUCACGCACAAUUUAAGAAAUGGAAUCCAAGCAAUGCUCGUGUCCAGUGUUUCCGAGAAGUGUAUCCACUUGUAGAACAGUUCUUACCAUGUGACAAAAAAUCUAGUGGUACAGUGUCAAAGUGCGCCAAAAACGAUCGCUUGAUGCAAUUGCUUAUAAAAGGUAUAUUGUACGAGUCAUGUGUUAAUUAUUGUCAGGCUAAAGCUACAGGCUCUAAGGAGGCACAGUCAAAUGAAGUAAACUUUUCAAGGUUGCUAGAUGGAUCUGGGUUUGAUGAGUCAGAUUUGAGUUUACUGUCAUGGCUUCAAUCUAUACCUACAGAAAUCUUUAGCGUACCAUUCGAACAAAGAAUGCUAAAUGUAGAUGUUGAGAAAUUGGAACGGCCUUCAUUGCAUACUUCGUGGACGGAGCACAUGCUCGUGACACCUAUAAAACCGAGAACAUUCCCUCACUUAGCAAUGCCAUUUAGGCGACCUCGAUCAGCGGCGGAUGCUAUGACCAGAUCAUUGCGACCUCUUCCCGACGGUGCUCCACGACAUCCAGCUGUUAUGGCUCUGUCUGCUAUAGACUAUGGUCCCUCGUCUUCCUGUUUUGCCGGCUUUCAUCUGACGGGUAUUAAAGGGAGUAAGCUAAUGAACACAUCAGUAGAUAGACUUUUUGACAAUAAAAACGGUGACAGCAUUUUUAACGGGCUCAACGAGGCACUGAAACCGAACAAAAACGGCGAUAGGAUUUUUAAUGAACUUAAUGAAGCAUUGAAACCAAUUGAUGAGCAACAUCUUAAAGCUACAGGAGAUUCAAAAGCUAAUGAGGUAUUUGUUGAAGCUUCGAAUGCCACUACUCCAGAACACAGAGGCCAGGACUACUCGGCUUCUACUUCGAUAUCGACUACAGCGGCAUCCACUGAACGCUCCUCACUAGCAGAGCGGGCGCCGCCGCAGCCUGAACCGGCUAUGACUGUUGGUGCUCAGGGAGAUUUUCGCCGAGAAUUACUAAAAGAAUAUCAAAUACAAAAACAACGCGAAUGUGACGAUUACCUCCGCAAUCUUUGCUCUUCGGAUUUGAGGCAACAGAAAACAAUGGAGCAAACAAAUGAUGCUGCGUUAGCUUUUCCGUCCGCCGUCAAGUAUCCACAGCAGUCGCCUGACAAGCCUCGUGACUCUGCUUCAUUCAACAAGGCCAGUGACACACAUGAUACGCCGAGUGUUGGAGAUCCUACAAACGUAAGAUGACGUUGAUGUAUAUUUCUCGCUUAUAUUUACACUCGCAUGCAUGUUCCUCUUUUCCGUC
This is a messenger RNA of Hyposmocoma kahamanoa, 1898 nucleotides long. RefSeq names its product WD repeat-containing protein 47-like. The transcript has 4 exons. NCBI's taxonomy places the organism in Eukaryota, Metazoa, Arthropoda, Insecta, Lepidoptera, Cosmopterigidae. Bases 179 to 1840 code for a protein of 553 amino acids. The record is from RefSeq and is a predicted model, not a curated record.